ACUUCACUCUCCAUCUCCCCAACAAGAAGCAAUUAAAACCAUCGAAACGACAAUCUGUCCUCACAUCUCAAUCUACUGUUUUUAUCUUUUUCUUUCUCUCUCAAAACUUCUUCCAAUUCCCAACAUGUCUAAGCAGACCUACAGAGUUUGCUUCUGCUUCCGCAGGAGAUUCAAGCUGGCGGUGGCGGAGGCGCCGGAGGAGAUUAAGGCUUUGUUUGAUCAGUACUCUGAGAAUGGAAUCAUGAGUGUUCAUAAUCUUCAUCGGUUUCUUGUAGAGAUCCAGAAACAAGAUAAGGCUACAAUUGAAGAAGCUCAGGCUAUCUUUGACCAUCUUAAUCAGUUUAAACAUUUGAAUAUUUUUCACCGUAAAGGACUCGAUAUUGAAGCUUUCUUUAAGUACCUUUUUGGCGAUAUUAAUCCUCCUCUCGAUGUUAAACGCGGGGUGCACCAUGAUAUGAAUGCUCCUGUGUCACAUUAUUUUAUAUAUACUGGACACAAUUCAUAUCUAACUGGGAAUCAACUUAGUAGCGACUGCAGUGAUGUCCCUAUCAUACAAGCACUUAACAGAGGUGUGAGAGUAAUUGAAUUGGAUAUAUGGCCUAAUUCCAGUAAGGACGGUGUGGAUGUUCUUCAUGGGAGGACACUGACAACUCCUGUGGAACUUAUCAAAUGCUUGAGGUCCAUCAAGCAGCAUGCCUUUACUGCAUCAGAGUAUCCAGUUGUUAUAACUCUAGAGGACCACCUUACUCCAGAUCUUCAGGCUAAAGUGGCUGAGAUGAUCACUCAAACAUUUGGAGACAUCCUGUUUACUCCUGGAUCUGAAUGCUUAAGCGAAUUUCCCUCUCCAGAAUCAUUGAAGAAAAGGAUUAUAAUAUCAACCAAACCACCAAAAGAAUACCUUGAGGCCAAAGAGACAAAGGAGAGGGAGAAUGGUUCACAGAGUGGGAAGGGUGCAUCAGAUGAAGAAGCUUGGGGGAAGGAAGUCUCUGAUCUUAAAGGUCAUGCUAUGACUGAUGAGAAGAAUGAAUUGGAUGAUGAUAAUAUUGAUGAAGAUCUGCCUGAAGGAGACAAUAAGUCACAGCAAAAUGUAGCGCCAGAAUAUAAACAUUUAAUUGCUAUUCAUGCUGGGAAACCUAAAGGUGGAUUAGAAGAGUGUUUGAAAGUGGAUCCUGAUAAAGUGAGACGUCUUAGCUUAAGUGAGCAACAACUUGAAAAGGCUGCUGAAACUCAUGGAAAAGAAAUUGUCAGGUUUACCCAGCGGAACAUACUUCGGGUGUACCCCAAGGGUAUUCGUGUUGACUCCUCUAACUAUAACCCAUUGAUUGGGUGGAUGCAUGGAGCUCAGAUGGUUGCUUUCAAUAUGCAGGGAUAUGGAAGAUCACUUUGGUUGAUGCAUGGAAUGUUCAAAGCCAAUGGUGGGUGCGGUUAUGUGAAGAAACCAGAUUUUCUGUUGAAGCCUAAUUCAAAUGGUGAGGUAUUUGAUCCAAGGGCUAAGUUGCCUGUGAAGACAACCUUGAAGGUGAAAGUAUACAUGGGAGAAGGAUGGUACUAUGAUUUCAAGCGCACUCAUUUUGACGCAUAUUCUCCACCUGAUUUUUAUGCUAGGGUAGGGAUUGCUGGAGUUCCUGCAGAUACUAUAAUGAAGAAGACAAAGACACUAGAGGAUAAUUGGAUACCUGUGUGGAAUGAGGAGUUUGAGUUCCCAUUAACUGUUCCAGAAUUGGCUCUGCUUCGGAUUGAGGUUCAUGAAUAUGACAUGUCCGAAAAGGAUGACUUUGGUGGUCAAACAUGCCUUCCUGUGUCUGAAAUAAGUCGAGGGAUUCGAGCAAUUCCACUCCAUGACCAGAAGGGAGUAAAGUACAAUUCAGUAAAGCUCCUCAUGCGCUUCGAUUUUGUUUGAGACUCUUAGCAAUCCAUGCCAUGUAGCAUCCCAGGAAGAGAUGUAAAAAUUUGUGAAGCCCUUUCAAUGUGUUUGAUGUUAUUGUGAACUGGUGUGUGGUUAUUUGAUUCAAAAUGAUGUGUGACAUAAUAACAUCUGCCUUGCUGUUUUGUGUUGUUUGUA
Molecule: messenger RNA, 2062 nt
Organism: Jatropha curcas
Lineage: Eukaryota; Viridiplantae; Streptophyta; Magnoliopsida; Malpighiales; Euphorbiaceae
Source: RefSeq, a predicted model, not a curated record